Molecule: messenger RNA, 1690 nt
Organism: Saprolegnia diclina VS20
Lineage: Eukaryota; Oomycota; Saprolegniomycetes; Saprolegniales; Saprolegniaceae
Exons: 6
Coding region: 489-1619 (376 amino acids)
Biological process (GO): translational initiation
Cellular component (GO): eukaryotic translation initiation factor 2B complex
Molecular function (GO): guanyl-nucleotide exchange factor activity; translation initiation factor activity
Source: RefSeq, a predicted model, not a curated record
CUUGGCAGCAGGCGCAGAGCACUCGACCGCCCGGCCCGGUGGCCACCGCCCGUAGCAGUGACCAUCGUGGCCGAUCGACCAUCGCUUCCUCAGUGUCGCAGCACCUGACGUCAGGCAACAACGCACCCACGAUUUGUUGAAGCUGCGCCGCAGCAACGAGAGCGCAAGCGCUGUGCCGCGCGACGGCAGCAAGGCACGAUCUGCGUACGAUGCCCUUGGAAUCUUAAAAGCAGAGACGGCGCUGGUCAUUUCUGGGCCAAGGGCAGUGAGCAGCGAGACGAGCGAUCAAGUACGCACGCUCAAGCAAGACGCUGGAUGUGUACCCCGACAGCCAUGCGCUCUCGCGGGCAUACUCGCCAUGACACGAGACAACUGUCAGCGCGGCAGGGUCAUGGGCAUCCAUUUACGCAUCCAUGCGGCUGCCCGCCAGGAGGAGCUUCCCACAAGAAAGUUGCCCGAGGGAUUUAUUUUAUUUCUGAUACAAAUCAAUGCAAAAUAAAAUAAUUAUCGCCAGCGCAGCCAUUGGUUUUUCAACAAGGAAGGCAAGAAGCAUGACAGACGAGAUCGCACUCCAGCAAUGGCUCGCGCCGUGGCCCAAGAUCCAGGACCAGCUUAACCUCCUCCUUGUCGGCCUCAAGCGGCGCCAGAUCACGGGCUCGUAUGAGACGUCGCGCAAGACCACGGAGCUGCUUCGUGCUGUGCUUGGAGCCGUCCGCUUCACGCAUGCCCGGCAGCUUAUGGAGCACAUCCGUAUCCUUGGUCGCGUUCUCAUCAAGGCCAUCCCUCAAGAGCUCGCGAUUGGCAACGUUAUUCGUCGUGUGCUCUUUAUCGUGCGCGAAGAGUACUUGAACGGGAUGAAGACGCUGUCGUCGCAGACGCAGGCGCAGCUUUCGCUCGGCACGAUUCUCACGCCGGGCAUGGAAGACGACUUCACGACGCCUAUCAAGGAGCUUAAGCAAGCCAUCAUGGAAGGUGUGAGCGAGCUCAUGGAUGAGAUCGAGAACCUCCACAUCAGCAUCGCGGACCAGGCCAUGGAGUACAUUCACGCGAACGAGGUCAUCUUGACGUAUGGUCUCUCGACGUCUGUGGAAGAGUUCCUCAAGGCUGCUGCCAAGAAGCGUCAGUUCAAAGUCAUCGUUGUCGAAUCGACGCCGGUCCUGAAUGGCCAAAACAUGGCCCAUCGACUCGCAGAGAGCGGCAUCGACACGACCGUCAUCACGGACAGCGCCGUCUUCGCCAUGAUGGCCCGUGUCAACAAGGUGGUGAUUCCUGCCAUCGCUGUCGUUGCAAACGGCGGUCUCAUCGCGCAGUCUGGGAUUCAAAACAUCGCGCUCGCGGCCAAAAAGUUCUGUGUCCCCGUCGUGUCUGUUGCGGGUCUCUUCAAGCUCUGCCCGCUGUACCCACACGAUCUGGACGUUCUCAAUGAGCUCGUGUCGCCGGCGCACAUUCUCAACUACGACGAGACGCUUCCCAACAUGGAUGUCUUGAACCCGGUGAACGACUACGUCCCGCCUGAGCAUGUGACCAUCUUCAUCACAAACACUGGCGCGUACCAGCCGUCGUAUAUUUACCGCUUGCUGACCGAGUACUACUCGCCGCAGGACUAUCAAUUGGUCUAAGCCGCCAGUGACAAGAAGAGUUUACGCACGAAGUAAUGUAGCAUUUCUUCAGUUGUGCUUAGCCGACUAGA